CUACCUAGGUCUUACACCUUUUGGGAUUCCAGACACGAUGAACCAUUUCUUCUAUGCCUUCUGGAGCUAACCGAGAAGGGCCAGAUUGAUGAAGGGAUAUGCAAGAAUGGUGUGUUUAAGGAGAUCGAGAGGAUGAUGGAAAAGCUGGUACCCGGAUGCGGUUUGAUGGCAAAGGGGAAUGUUAAGACCAGAGUGAAGAAGAUGAAGCACUGGUAUCAUUCGACUGUGAUGAUGCAGCAUCAUAGUGGUUUCGGGUGGAACGAGCAGCACUCCUAUGUAGAUGCACCUGAAGAUGUAUGGGAAAAAGUUUCUCAAGGUUAG
This is a messenger RNA of Linum tenue, 321 nucleotides long. The record is from the annotation of a GenBank genome assembly. Lineage: Eukaryota; Viridiplantae; Streptophyta; Magnoliopsida; Malpighiales; Linaceae.